Messenger RNA from Pocillopora meandrina, 2011 nucleotides. NCBI's taxonomy places the organism in Eukaryota, Metazoa, Cnidaria, Anthozoa, Scleractinia, Pocilloporidae. The record is from the annotation of a GenBank genome assembly.
AUGGCUAUGUCAUUUGCAAGUGUCACAAUCUUGUUUAAUCUCAGAAAACAGGGCACGUAUUUUUGACUGUAUUUUCAUGACUGAAAGAAGGACAGUUUUUUAUUUCUUUUAAUCGUAAAACUUGUUUAAAAAUAGCUUGAUUCACAAAAGAUGGCCUGUGAUUCCUGUCAUCACGUAAUGUUUUUACAGUUCAUUUACAAAAACAAAGUUUGCUCUUGAUAUGAUCGAAAAUCUUUAAAGGGUAACAGCUAUUAGUAAAUAGACCCCUUCAGGCGACAGGCAUGUCGGCUUAUAGUGUCUGCGGUUGAGAUAUUGCCCGAGAAAUGAAUAUUUGGCCGGGAGGCGUAGAUUCGAGGACAAAUGUGAAAUUAUGAGCCAAUAGGAUUGCGCGAAAAUUAAUGGGUGGGUUAUAAUGACCAUUAGUUAACAAACGUAGGAAACUUUUCAUCAAGGUGGUAAAUUUAUAAGGAAAUCGUGGUGCUGCGUCAGUGGGGGUAUUACACGAUAAUUUGGUUUUAUUACCUCAAAUUAUAAUUUAAAUUAGCCAUUGUAAAGAGUUUCUUAAGCUGAUGUCCCGAGCGUUAGCCCUUAAUCAUUCUCUCUGACGAAAGGCUAAUGCUUAAAAAGUUAGCUUUGAAAACUCGUUACAGUGGUUGGUUUACAUUAUCAACUCAGUUGAUAGGAAAGAUAAUUGAAGGUUAGCUUCAACGCUGACAAAGAUGCGAAAGGUUUGACAAUCAACCAACGUCCUUUCACAAAAGAUACAAAAUUCAGAACUUACCAGUGAGACCAGUUUUAAAAUAAUUUGUGUAAUUGACUGUAUAUGUUGUUGUUUUGACCUGUUGAUCAUCUUUUCCGUGAUUCAAAUUUUUCAUAUUGACGGAAUUAGAUUUUGCCAAUCAGAGGGAUUAUAAAUGUGUGUUUAAAUUUCGCAAGGAUUUUUAUUCGCGCCUCUUUAAUUCGGCUAUUUAUUUCAUGAAAAACGCGAAAAACGCGAAAUUUAGUACCAAUUGAGUACGUAAAAUAAAAGAAAAAAGUAAAUCAAUUUGCUUUUUCUUUUCCACGACUUUUUUUUCUCUUUAUCUUUAGGUCGUUGAACUAUAUACAAAUAAAAAUCAAAGGAAACUCAAUGGUUCUGAACACCAGUGCCAGUAAUCAACAGAAUGUGAGUAAGCUGUCCAUGAUAGCACCAGUAGAAUCACAAUGCAUUCCAUGGUUAGCUGUGUUCAUCGCUGAAUUUCUGGCCAUAAUUAUUCUUAACAUCAUCAUCAUUGUUGUGUUUGUGAGGAAGCGCCAGCUACUACGCCGAAGCACAUACUUGAUCAUCCAUCUGUUAGUAGUCGAUCUUAUAGUUGGAGCAGUGGCAGGCCCUGGAUGGAUCGUGGAAGAUAUGAGUCUAUACUGUCAUCAGAGCGAGGAGUACCAGUUCCCUGGUUGGUUCUCCAAGGCAUCGUCUGAAUUCACCAUCGUCGCCUGUCUCAACCUCUUUUUCAUUUCACUAGAGCGAGCACACGCCACAUUUCGUCCAUUCAAGCAUCGUUUCCUCAAGAAAUGGAUUUAUGCUUUGAUAAUCGCUAUCAUUUGGAUAGUAUACAGUGGCAUACUGGUCAGUAAAGUGUUUACAAUUGAAGAUCACUUUCGCUUUGAUUGGAGUACGAGUCGCUUCCUUCCUCUGUGUGUUCUUUGUGUUUCUUAUGUUAGUAUAUUUUUUAAACUCCGCUUCGGUCGUCAUCCUCAACAAGUUGGUGCAGUCGGCUUGCGGGAAAGAAAACUGACCAAAACUUUGUUCCUUAUAACUGUAGCAUCUUUAUUAAGCUGCCUUCCAAUGAUUAUCUACAACCAUUUCAUGGAUGUUCGAAUUGAUUUCGACAUUUCUCAGCAGCUACACUUCCAUAUGUAUAUGACAUUGUUCGUAAUUUACCUUGCUGGUUCGCUGAUUAAUCCAAUACUAUACGCCAUGCGGGUCCCAGGAGUAAGAGCAAGCGUGUCACAACUAUUCUGCAGGAAAUAG